UAUAUGAUUACUUUAUGGGUUUUAUGAUGCAAUACAAUUUUGAACCGAACCCGAAGUAUUAUUAUCCGAACCCGACCCAUACUAAUAAAAUUUUAGUAUGGGACCUAGAAGCGUAAACCCGAAAAUCCAAAAACCCGAAAAACCCGACCCGAAUGCCAACGGGUACCCGAAUGCCCAGGUCUAGUAACUACUAAACCAAAAAAUAGAAAAAUAUAUACACCUAUUAAGCAUGGAAAAUACACAUUAUAAGUUGCAAAAAAAUGUACACAUAGUAAAUCAAAAAUGAAAAGGAGCUUUAUUCUUUGACCAAAAAAAAGGAGCUUUGUUCUUCUUGUUCACCUGAGGGAGCACUUCGUGCCGUUUUGGUUACAUCCACUGACGUUCUGUUGUUUUAUUUCUCACUAAAUGGCAUGGCCCCUAUUUUUUUUACUUCUCCUCGCAGUCACUAGCUCGAUCUUUAUAUAUAGACAUAAUAAGUUGUAAUUCUACCAAGGAGUCAAAGAGAAAAAGAAAAAAAAUUGUAGCCAUUCCCAUUCAUCAAAGUUAUGAAAAAGUGAGAGUAUCUAUACAAAAUAUAUAAUGGGGAUAAAGAUAGCAAGUAAGGCGCAGACAGAAAAAGUGGCUGCACCACUGAAGCAGAUGCUGAAGAGAUGCUCAAGCUUACUGAAGAAGGGCAAAGAAGAGGUGACUAGGAAGGGACAUUUCGCUGUCUACGUGGGGCAAUCCAGAUCUCGUCACGUCAUCCCCAUCACACUCCUCAAUCAUCCAAUCUUCCAGAUGAUGCUGCAUGAAGCGGAGAAAGAGUUUGGGUUUAGGCAAGAGAGAGGCAUCACCAUUCCUUUCGACCAAAAUAUAUUUCUCUUGGACAUCAUAUCAAAUCUCACUAGCUAGUUCAUAGUUUGAGUUUCCUCCCAUUAUAAGCGGAAUAGUUACUACGGAUGCACAACCCUCUUUUUUUCUCAUGGACAUCCGUGGGUUCCACGUUACUCCACAUGUGUGUCUGUCUCUAUAAACAUAUGGAUGAUCGAUGAUCAUGAUUGAAGCUAACCUGGUCUCUUCAACACUCAUAUAUCAACAGCUCAUUACAAGAUAUUUCAGCAUUAAUUUAUUGAUGACUGUUCUUGUUGUGAUACAAAUAUCGUAAAUGUUGCGGUUAAACUUAAAUUUUGUUUUACUCUUUACAUUUUCUAGCCAUAACAUGUAAACGAUAAAGAUUUAUCGCCCUCCGUAGACGUUUUCAUUCGUCUCGCCAUAUGAAAUGAGAGAGCUGCUAUCAAAUUGUUGCUUCGUGUGUUGAGAAAAAAAUGCCAUAAUAUAGCCCACAUUUUAAUUGUAAAAUAAGACAUGAUUUAUUUAUUUAGAUUUAUAUUAUAUGUUUGAGUUUUUUUUUUUCACUUGAAAAGUGUUAUUGUUCAUAUUUGCAUUGUCUGAAGCUUGGUUAUCAUAAUAAUACAGAUAAUAUUUGUCAAUAUAUAUACCGGAUUGUGUAAGUUUUUUAAAUGAUUUUGUUGGUUUUCAUUAAUGUUUUUAAGGCUUAGUUUUCAUUAGCCUUAUUUUGCAUGUUUUGAUAUAUAUUAAAGUUUUUUUUAUUACAAAAGAAAGUUAUGACGAAAACCACAAUAGAUAGGUCGCGUUAAAGGCACGGCACUACAUGAUGCCCGCCCACAGUUUUAAAUUGUGAAGUUUACAUUUUAUUUUCAGUUGUUAUAGUAUUAUCUUAGGAUCAAAUAUUGUUGUAAUUUUUUUUUGUUCAACUUAUUGUUGUAAA
This is a messenger RNA of Brassica napus (rape), 1768 nucleotides long. Its product is annotated as auxin-responsive protein SAUR50. The transcript has a single exon. Lineage: Eukaryota; Viridiplantae; Streptophyta; Magnoliopsida; Brassicales; Brassicaceae. Gene Ontology annotation, biological process: response to auxin. The record is from RefSeq and is a predicted model, not a curated record. The coding region runs from base 580 to 891 and encodes 103 amino acids.